Messenger RNA from Closterium sp. NIES-67, 2137 nucleotides. Lineage: Eukaryota; Viridiplantae; Streptophyta; Zygnematophyceae; Desmidiales; Closteriaceae. The record is from the annotation of a GenBank genome assembly.
UUAUGUGAGGACAUGAGGCAGCUAGCGGCCAGCAAGUAUCGUCUGCUUCUGCCACCAAUCGCCAUAGGGGGAGGCCUAGCAUUCAAAAUCCCCCGGACACCUGCUCUUGCCUCUCCCUCCUCCACCAACUCCUCCUUUUCCUCCGCUCCCUCCCUCUCUACGGCUCCUCUUCCCUUCUCACUCCUCCAUCCUCCCUCUCUUGCCGCUAAUCUCCCUGCCUUUGUCUCCGCUUUCUCGUUCGACCUCUCCACCCUUACCUUCCACCAACGACCCUCUACCUUGGCAACCUUCCACGAGCCUUCCCUCCCCACCUCGUUGACCCACCCUGCUGAUUCAGCAUCAUCAUCCUCCCCCCACGGGCCCCGGUCAAUCACACUGCGCCAGCUGGCCUCUCUCCUCCAAUCCACGAACGCCAUGCUGUUCCUCCAGCACGCCGCCACGUCAGCAUGCAAGCUGAUUGCGGGGAAGCUGUCUCAUCUGUCUCGGCUGUUCCUGCAUGACAGAGCGCACUCGCUGCUGCUUCAGGCAAUGACGCACCUGCAGCAGGUGCAGCAGCAGAGUCAACAGAGUCAACAGAGUCAACAGUCCCAGGAGGGCUUGCCUGACCCACUUAACUUCGCUGCUGCUACCAACUCUGCUACUGUUACUGCUAGUGCUGGUGCUGGUGCUGGUGGUGGAGAUACUGUUGCUUCUGCCAGUGCUCGUGUUGCUGGUGCUGGUGGUGCUGGUGCUGGUGCUGGUGCUGCUGGUGGUACUGCCAGUGCUGCAUCGGUGAUGGAAGCUGCAGAGAAGCUGCAGGAUAAGCUUCAGGAGAUUCUGGUGGAUGCUGAUUGGCGGAGGGCAAACAAAGCCCACGACUCGUCUGUAGCAGCUGUGGCGUCUGCAGGGAAAGGGAGUGAAGGGGGAAGAGGGAAGGCCGAGAAAGGAACUGGAGUAGGGGGAGGGGCAGAGAGGAGGCCGUGGGGAGAGGUGGUGGUGGAGGAGAUGAGGGAGUUGGGGGUGGCACUUGGGUUCGUUCUAGCUGCUGCCACUGCUGCGUGCCAUAGUGCGGAGCACACACUCAGCGCCCUGCCAUCCUUCCCUGCAGGAUCACCCCUCCACACGCUCCUCCUCUCCUCCCCCCUCUCUCACCAAGCCGCCCUCCUCCUCGGCUCUCUCUCCAACUCUCUCCUCCCAGCAGCCCACACUCAGCCCGUCCCUCUGCUCCAUCUGCUUGUCAAUCUCGUCCAAAAGGAGCUGCGUGCCUCGUCUCACCGGCCCUUCCGCACUCUCCCUGCUGCUGUGCCCCCGCUCUCGCUGCUGGUAGCUUCCAAGAAGCAGCUAGCGCAGCAGAGGCUGGCAGAUGCAGUAGCGGGUGGUGGGAAGGAUGGUCGAGUGGGGGGAGGAAGGGUGGGAGACGGGUCUGGUAGGAGUGAGAGAGGGGGAGGAUGGGAGAGAGGAGGGGAGAGUGAGGGGGGGGCGUGGGAGGUGCAAGAUGAUGAUUGGCUGCCUGAUGAUGGGGUCACAGUGGGAGUGGCUUUCCUGCUCACGGUGUCCAACCAGCGCCUUCCUUUCGAGGCCAUGGAAUGGUUCCCCCUCGCCCUGCACCAUCUCUCAUCUCAACGCCAAGCCAUCCCCACCAAGUCCCCUGCUGCUGCUGCUGCCGCUGCUGCUGCUGCUGGUGGCGGUGGCACUGCUGCUGCUACUGCUGGUGGUGUUGUCAGUGGCAAAUCAGGACGCAAAGGAGCAGUAGCAGGAGAAGAAGAUGACGAGGAGGAGGAGGAGGGAGAGGACAUUCCAGGUGCAGGAGGAGGGGUCACUUCCCUCUGGUCGUCGUGGUUCGGAGCCGCUGCUGGUGCUGAACCUGCAGCUUCGCAGCCGGAGCUGUCUCCCGAGCUCACUCACCAGCUCCGGCAGAGGGAGCGCAUGCUGGCAGGGAUGGCAGAGCAACUCAGCCUCACGAACGCGGUAACCGUGGCUGCUCUCCGGCUGUUUGACACCAGCUAAUUUUUUAGCCGCUCAGAACUGAAGAAUUAUCACAGGGGUGGCAGUGCAGCUCAGCCUUAUGAAUGUGGUCACCGUUGCUGCUCUCCGACUGUUUGACACCAGCUAAGCUAACACAUGUUAUUGUUACAACAGGAGUUAUGGAGAAGUGUUA